UCUCCCUCUCUCUCUCUCUCUCUCUCUCUCUCUCUCUCUCUCUCUCUCUCUCUCUCUCUCUUCUUCUUGUUCUUAUCAGUGGGUUUUUGCAGACACUUUCUGGGGUCUCUUUCUUAGCUGGAUCUUUAAUCUGAAGUCUUUCAGUUCGGUUCUCGAGAAACGCCAAGGUGAAAGAAAACAGGGGAAGGGAGAUAUUCUAAAUCAUAUUUAGGUGAUUCAAUUGAAAGAGAAUCUGGGAAAACCAGUUAAUCUCAGAAAAGAUUUAAAUCCAUCUUAUCAAGGAAGGGACAAUGAAGAACUCGGUAUCUGACCAGAGCUUCUACAUUGAGAGCGAAGAAGAAGAUGAGGAGAAGGGUUUUGAUGGUGAAGAUGAUGGAACUCAAUCUGAUUCUUCUGAUUCUUCAGAGGAAAACCAACAGAAUAACAGACCUAGUUCUUAUACCACAGCUUGGCCUCAAAGUUACAGGCAGUCGAUUGAUCUGUACAGUAGUGUACCAUCUCCAAGCAUUGGUUUCCUGGGCACUCCUUCAUUGUCAAGAUUUGGCAGUUCUUUUCUUUCCUCAUCAUUAACGAGAAGACAUACUCCGGAGUCAUUGUCUUCUAUAACAAAGCCUCUGAUACCAGCAACUGCAGAUGAGAAACCACCACAGCACAGACGCAGUUCCCAAUCUUUGCUUCCUCCUAUUCCAUCAAGGAGGGCUUCCAUGAGGAAGGAUGAGAAACUGUCAAUGAUCUCCCAUGAACUCCCAAUUUCUCGCAAUAGCUCAUUUGGUCAGGCUUUCUUAAAUGGAAUGAAUGUUUUAUGUGGAGUUGGAAUUCUUUCCACACCGUAUGCUGCAAAGGAAGGAGGAUGGAUAGGUCUUCUGGUUUUAUUGAUGUUUGCAGUGCUCUUUUACACUGGAAUGCUCUUGCGUUACUGCCUGGAUAGUGAGCCUGGUCUUGAGACUUACCCUGACAUUGGCCAAGCUGCGUUUGGCACAACAGGCCGAAUCAUUGUCUCAAUAAUACUCUACUUGGAACUAUAUGUAAGUACAGCUGGCUUUGUCUGA
Molecule: messenger RNA, 1049 nt
Organism: Carica papaya (papaya)
Lineage: Eukaryota; Viridiplantae; Streptophyta; Magnoliopsida; Brassicales; Caricaceae
Source: RefSeq, a predicted model, not a curated record